Molecule: messenger RNA, 1555 nt
Organism: Oreochromis aureus
Lineage: Eukaryota; Metazoa; Chordata; Actinopteri; Cichliformes; Cichlidae
Gene: arr3b
Product: arrestin 3b, retinal (X-arrestin)
Exons: 16
Coding region: 80-1354 (424 amino acids)
Biological process (GO): visual perception; G protein-coupled receptor internalization; signal transduction
Molecular function (GO): G protein-coupled receptor binding
Source: RefSeq, a predicted model, not a curated record
UGAAGGAUUAGAGAGCACAGCAGAGACGGCUCACUGACAGAACCGAGGGCACGAGUGGACCUAAAACAUUGCCAUCAACAUGUCCAAAGUAUUUAAGAAGACCAGUGGGAAUGGAACUAUUGCCUUGUACUUGGGGAAAAGGGACUUUGUGGACAAUGUGGAUUCAGUAGAAAUAGUUGAAGGGGUAGUUAAAGUGGAUCCUUCUGGUCUUGACGACAGAAAAGUGUAUGUCUAUCUUGCUUGUGCCUUCCGCUAUGGAAGUGAUGACUUGGAUGUCAUCGGACUGUCCUUCAGAAGGGACAUCUGGCUACAUCGCGUUCAGGUGUAUCCACCUACGGGUGGCAGCGAAGCUAAAUCCCCAAUGAUGGAAUCCCUCAUGAAAAAAGUUGGAGAGCAGGGGCACGCCUUUUCCUUCCAGAUGCCACCAAAUCUUCCAUGUUCAGUUUCCUUACAGCCUGGGCCAAAUGAUUCUGGCAAGGCUUGCGGUGUGGACUUUGAGAUUAAAGCAUACAUUGCCAACGCACCUGACAAUCCAGAUGAAGUCAUUGAAAAAAAGGAUACUUGUCGUCUGAUGAUUCGUAAAAUACAGUUCGCCCCAGCUAACAACAAGGCCGGAGCCAAGGCUGAUAUAUCCAAGCAGUUUAUGAUGAGUGACAAACCGGUGCACUUGGAGGCUUCCCUUGAAAAAGAGGUUUAUUACCAUGGAGAUCCAAUAACCGUUAAAGUACAAAUCAACAAUGAAACCAACAAGACUGUGAAGAAAAUCAAAAUCUCAGUUGACCAGCUCACAAGUGUGGUCCUCUACUCAUCUGACACUUACGUCAAGGAGGUCUGUGCUCAAGAGUUUGGAGAGACAGUAAAUGCCAACUCUACAUUUGAGAAGUCCUUCCAAGUAACCCCCCUACUUGCCAACAACAAAGAAAAGCGAGGUCUUGCAGUCGAUGGACGUCUAAAGGAUGAGGACACCAGCUUAGCAUCCACAACGCUGAGUCAAGGAGAGAAGGAGAUGCAGGGAAUUAUUAUCUCCUACAAAGUCAAGGUCACUCUUACAGUUUCGAGUGGAGGCUUGCUGGGUGGUUUUACAGGAAGUGAUGUGGUCGUGGAACUCCCUGUGACACUGAUGUCCCCAAAGCCUGCAGGUCAGAUAUCACAGUUAACACCACGGAUGAUUGAAGCAGCCAGUCAAGGAAAAUCAUCUCUCAUGCAGAGAACACAGAACACAAAGGAACUCGUUAUCAGCAAAGAAAAGCACAAAAUGCUCAAAUUUCCCCUGUAUAUAUUCAAUUCUAUUAUAAAUAACUAUGAGAACUCAGUUAUUGAGGGUCAUAAGUCUGUGUGGAAUUUCUCUGCGUGACAUCAUAGCACUGUAUAGAAUCCAACAGAUGUGUCCCACAAUAGAGUAGACCUUUCAAUACGUGUCAUUGGUAAUGAGGAUGCAGAGCUUGAUUUAGCGUAAUCUUUAUUUUUAUGUCAUUAGAAAUUAUAUGUUGAAAAAUGGUGAAUGAAUGAAAUGAGUGGAUAUUCUAAAAACAGAAAUGUGACACUCUGUUAAGAC